CUUCUACAUAAACGAACAGUUUACAUGUGUCGAGUUAGUGGAGCGAUAAAUACUAUGCAUUUUUCAUUUCGGAAAAAUCAGCCAAAUUUAUUUUAGAUUCUCUACUUAAUAAACACCCCAUUGAUUAUCGUAAUGCGUGUGUUGUGUGCUAUAUAUCCAACAUGAUUGUUGUAAUGCAAUGUUGAAAAACGAGAUCCAUAUUACUUUUGUAGUGCCAAUGUAUGUCAAUACUUCACAUCAUCAUUCAGCACUGUUGAAACGAAAUCAGCAUCAGCAUUGAUACGAACCAACAAUUGAUUGUGAACCAGCGUGUGAUUGACUCGAUAACAUACUAGCACGACUAUAUUUUAGUGAUUAAAAAUUCACACAGAGAUCUAACUCCCGAUUAUACUCGAGUGAAAACUUGUGUGUAGAAAAAACGUCUCAUGAUUUUUCCCAUGUAAUGCUCAAAGGAUGUUUUCCUUUGUUUACUUCUCAAAGGGAAUUAUCUGUAUUGAAAAAAUAUAUUUAAUUAUGUUUGCCAUAUCAAGUGACUGUAAGAUUAGGUAGAAAUAUUUGUAGAAUAAAGUUUAGUCGUUCUCGGAGAAAUGGAUGCUGAUCCAGCUUUACGUUCAUCAGGGGACCACAAACCUCCAUCCGCAUCUGUUUCGUCAUCAAAACAUGCCACUGAGGCGGAUAAGCGAAUACCCGAAGUAAAAACUGAUUUAAUAGUCGGGCCAAAAGCAGAUUCAAAGUCUCGAGCAAGCGAUACCAAAAAAAGAAGCAAAAACAAAAGUUUCAUUGUUGGGUUAUUACGGAAACCGUCUGAACCAGAAGCCACUGCUAAAAAGAAAAAUAAUAAAAAUAAAAAACGGAGUUCACGGUUUUUUAGUCGAAGGAGACACUCGCUUUCGGAUGUAUGGCAAGCCACACUUAAAUCUACAACUGCCAUGAGUCAAGCAGCAGCUCCAAUCAACGGGCAAAAUGCCGCUGGCAUCGGACUGGACCCAGGAACCGGGCCACCCAAAGGGCCUGGUGAGACAGGGAUUGCCAACACAACAAUACCUGUUGCUCCUAAGAAACCAGUGCGACGAGCAGGCGUGAAACCUCAACCUGACCGACCAGUAAGAGCGCUGUUCUGUUUGACACUUAAAAACCCGCUCCGAAAACUGUGUAUUGAUAUAGUGGAAUGGAAGCCAUUCGAAUACUUGAUCUUGUUAACAAUUUUCGCAAAUUGUGUUGCCUUAGCUGUUUAUACUCCUUUCCCGAAUAGUGAUUCAAAUACCACGAAUGCUGCGUUGGAAAAGAUUGAAUAUAUUUUUUUAGUAAUUUUUACAGCCGAAUGUGUAAUGAAAUUAAUUGCAUACGGGUUUAUAAUGCAUCCAGGGUCAUAUCUGAGAAAUGGAUGGAAUAUUCUCGAUUUCACUAUCGUCGUCAUUGGAAUGAUUUCCACUGCAUUAUCUAAUUUGAUGAAAGAGGGAUUUGAUGUCAAAGCUCUUCGAGCGUUUCGAGUACUGAGACCUCUGCGAUUAGUGUCAGGAGUGCCAAGCUUACAAGUCGUACUUAAUUCAAUUCUCCGUGCCAUGGUGCCUUUACUACACAUCGCCCUUUUGGUACUGUUCGUAAUUAUCAUCUAUGCCAUCAUAGGACUUGAACUGUUCUCCGGAAAACUCCAUAAGACUUGUUUUCAUAACGUCACAGGUGAAAAAGAGGUGUUCUCUCAAGAGUAUGUUCUAAUUCUUUUCUUGUUUCUAGAUGAAAUUAUGGAUGAUCCUCACCCAUGUGGAGAUGAUGGAUUCCAAUGCGCCAGUAUAUCCGAAGAUAUGGUGUGCCGCUACUACUGGGCGGGUCCGAAUUUUGGCAUAACCAAUUUUGACAAUUUCGGACUUUCUAUGCUGACUGUAUUCCAAUGUGUAACAUUAGAAGGCUGGACUGAUAUGCUCUAUUACAUUCAAGAUGCUAUGGGCAGCACAUGGCAAUGGGUGUACUUUAUAUCUAUGGUUAUAUUAGGUGCUUUUUUUGUUAUGAACCUUAUUCUUGGUGUCUUGAGCGGUGAGUUUUCGAAGGAGAGAACAAAAGCAAAAAAUCGUGGUGAUUUUCAAAAGCUGCGUGAGAAACAACAAAUCGAGGAAGACUUGAGGGGGUAUCUAGAUUGGAUUACGCAAGCAGAAGACAUAGAUCCAGAAAAUGAAGCAAACGUUGUACAAGAGGGAAAAACGAUGACAGCGAACGAAAUAGAUUCUUCCGAUCAUAUGGGAGAAGAAGGGGAAAUUCAACAGGAAUCUUGGCUGGCAAGAAAACGAAAAAAUAUAGAUCGCGUUAAUCGUCGGUUACGAAGAGCCUGUCGCAAAGCAGUCAAAUCACAGGCAUUCUAUUGGCUUAUCAUUGUUCUAGUAUUUUUGAAUACCGGAGUUCUAGCAACGGAGCAUUACCAGCAGCCACCAUGGUUAGAUGACUUUCAAGAAUAUACAAACAUGUUCUUCGUGGCACUGUUCACAAUGGAAAUGUUGCUAAAAAUGUACAGCUUGGGAUUUCAAGGGUAUUUCGUGUCACUGUUCAAUCGAUUCGAUUGUUUCGUAGUCAUAGGAAGUAUUGGGGAGAUGGUGUUGACCAGUACACAAAUCAUGCCACCACUGGGAGUCUCCGUGCUCCGUUGUGUUCGACUUUUACGAGUGUUCAAGGUUACAAAAUACUGGCAAUCUUUAUCGAAUUUAGUGGCGUCCCUUCUCAAUUCGAUUCAAUCCAUUGCUUCACUCUUACUGUUGCUUUUUCUUUUCAUCGUCAUUUUUGCCCUAUUGGGAAUGCAAGUUUUUGGAGGAAAGUUUAAUUUCAAUAGUGAGACCGAUAAGCCACGAUCAAAUUUUGAUAGCUUUGUUCAAAGUCUGCUAACUGUAUUUCAGAUUCUUACGGGUGAAGAUUGGAAUGCAGUAAUGUAUGAUGGUAUACAGGCGUAUGGAGGUGUAGCAUCAAUUGGAAUAUUAGCUAGCAUUUAUUUUAUAAUUCUUUUUAUAUGCGGUAACUAUAUUCUGUUGAACGUCUUCUUGGCUAUCGCUGUGGAUAAUCUUGCCGAUGCAGACUCUUUGACGACGGUCGAAAAAGAAGAAGGUGAAGGAGAAGAAGGGGCCGAUGUAGAAAAAUCCGGUUCACAUGAAGGAACCCCAUUGGGUAUCACAGACGAUGGAUUCAUGGAGCACGACAAAAACAAUUUGGAUUCGGAAAACGAAAUGAAUAUAUCUGAGGAUUAUGAACACAAUGGUUCAGAAACCAAAAUGACGUUGCCAGACGACGAUGAGGGUUAUGAAGAUCAAGAUCAAGAUUAUCAAGAUAAAGAAUAUAAUCUUGCACGACCACGACGUAUGUCCGAGUUAAAUGUAGCUAAUAAAAUCAUACCAAUUCCUCCAGGGUCAUCGUUUUUUAUUAUGUCUCAAACAAACAGGUUUCGAGUGUUUUGUCACUGGCUAUGCAAUCACAGCACAUUUGGCAAUAUAAUUCUAGUUUGCAUUAUGUUUUCAUCUGCUAUGUUGGCAGCAGAAGAUCCGUUGAACGCAAAUUCUGAGCGUAAUCAAAUUCUGAACUAUUUUGAUUAUUUUUUCACUACGGUUUUUACCAUCGAACUUCUACUAAAAGUAAUUUCUUAUGGAUUCCUGUUCCAUGAUGGUGCAUUUUGUCGAUCGGCGUUCAAUCUUCUAGAUUUACUAGUUGUAUGCGUCUCGCUGAUAUCAAUGUUUUUCAGUUCUGGUGCUAUAUCAGUGAUCAAAAUUCUUCGUGUACUAAGAGUUUUGAGGCCCCUACGUGCCAUUAACCGUGCGAAAGGUUUGAAGCAUGUAGUUCAAUGUGUUAUUGUAGCAGUUAAAACAAUCGGAAAUAUUGUUCUAGUAACUUGCCUACUACAGUUUAUGUUUGCGGUUAUAGGAGUUCAAUUAUACAAGGGGAAAUUUUUCUCUUGCUCAGAUGGAUCGAAAAUGCAGGAAUCGGAAUGCCAUGGAACUUACUUGGUAUUCGAAGGUGGUAAUGUAGAUAAACCAGUAUCGAAAGAACGGGAAUGGUCGAGAAAUAGGUUUCAUUUCGAUGAUGUUUCUAAAGCUAUGCUUACUUUAUUUACUGUUUCUACGUUUGAAGGAUGGCCAGGGCUAUUAUAUGUUUCGAUUGAUUCUCACGAAGAGGAUUCAGGACCAAUUCAUAACUUUAGACCAAUCGUCGCGGCUUAUUAUAUCAUAUACAUUAUCAUCAUUGCAUUCUUCAUGGUCAAUAUCUUCGUUGGUUUCGUUAUUGUUACAUUCCAAAAUGAAGGAGAGCAAGAGUAUAAAAACUGUGACCUGGAUAAAAACCAGCGAAAUUGCAUAGAGUUCGCAUUGAAAGCUAAACCGAUACGACGAUAUAUUCCAAAACACAGAAUCCAGUAUAAAGUGUGGUGGUUUGUUACAUCGCAACCAUUUGAGUACAUGAUUUUCAUACUUAUUAUGAUAAAUACAAUUACUCUAUCAAUGAAAUUCUACCGCCAGCCAGAAAUAUACACCGAAGUUUUGGAUUUGCUCAACUUAAUUUUCACUGCAGUUUUCGCUUUGGAAUUUGUUUUCAAACUGGCAGCAUUUAGAUUUAAGAACUAUUUCGGCGAUGCGUGGAACGUAUUCGACUUUAUAAUUGUACUGGGUAGUUUCAUUGACAUUGUUUACUCAGAAGUGAACGUCAGCAAAGGCAUGAAGGGCGGAUCCAGCAUAAUAUCGAUCAACUUCUUUCGUCUGUUUCGUGUGAUGCGAUUAGUGAAACUUUUGGCCCGUGGUGAAGGCAUUAGGACACUCUUGUGGACAUUUAUAAAAUCUUUCCAAGCACUUCCUUACGUCGCUCUGUUGAUUGUGAUGCUCUUCUUCAUCUAUGCAGUAAUUGGAAUGCAGGUAUUCGGAAAGAUUGCAAUGGAUGACGAGACAUCUAUCCAUCGAAACAAUAAUUUCCAAACCUUCCCGCAAGCAGUAUUGGUACUAUUCCGAUCAGCCACAGGCGAAGCAUGGCAAGAUAUCAUGCUGGACUGUUCAUCUCGACCUGGAGAAGUAAUGUGUGAUCCACGAUCAGAUGACGCCAAUUCGCCGGAGGGAUGCGGAUCCAGUAUUGCAUUCCCAUAUUUCAUAUCGUUUUAUGUAUUAUGUUCAUUUUUAAUUAUUAAUCUCUUCGUUGCCGUUAUUAUGGAUAACUUUGAUUAUCUUACACGAGAUUGGUCUAUUCUGGGGCCUCAUCAUUUGGACGAAUUUGUUCGGCUAUGGAGUGAGUACGAUCCGGACGCCAAAGGAAGGAUAAAGCACCUAGACGUCGUAACGUUAUUGCGAAAAAUUUCACCCCCACUAGGGUUCGGAAAAUUGUGCCCCCAUAGAGUUGCAUGUAAAAGGCUAGUCUCAAUGAACAUGCCGUUAAAUAGUGAUGGUACGGUGUUAUUUAAUGCAACAUUGUUCGCUGUUGUUAGAACUUCGUUAAAAAUUAAAACUGAAGGAAACAUUGAUGAUGCCAAUGCGGAAUUGAGAGCUACCAUCAAACAAAUAUGGAAACGAACAGCUCCGAAACUACUGGAUCAGGUAGUCCCACCGCCAGGAGUAGAUGAUGAAGUAACGGUGGGCAAAUUCUACGCUACUUUUCUCAUACAAGACUACUUUAGGAGAUUUAAAAAGCGGAAAGAAAAUGACAAUAAGCACGUAGACUACGACAAUAGACGCACAAUGACUUUACAAGCAGGCUUGAGGACACUUCAUGAGGCAGGUCCUGAAUUGAAACGUGCUAUCUCCGGUAAUCUAGAGGAUAUAGGAGACGACAAUCCAGAGCCUAUGCAUAGGAGAAAUCAUACUCUUUUCGGUAAUAUGUGGUCAUCGAUACGAAGGCCAGGCCAGUUCCCGAAAAAAGGAAACAAUGUAGCCCCAAAAACGUCUGCCACAUCUGCAGCAGCGACAGCCGCAAUGCAUGCAGUGUUAUCAGGGGCGGAGGCAUACAAAGCUCCGUAUUGUCAAAUCAACAAUGGUUUCAACCGUAUGGCGAAAAAUGAACCAGCACAUGACAAUAUUCCAUUGCAUCCAUUGCUGUUGGACGGUAGCAACACAGCACAAACUGGACGUGUUUACAACGCAAAUGAACUAUCGAAGGAAAACAAAUUAACAACAAGCACAUCUGUGACAUCUACGAAAUCUACGACGACGGUACUGAACGACGAUGUAGAGUCAAAUUCGUCUUCAUCAAUACGUCGAAGAAAUAGACUAAACUUCAAUAACAUGUUGAUGCUCAUGGUAGAUGAUAAAACAAAAGAAAAAUAUUGUUACGACAGUGUAGAUGAAGGAUCGGAAGGCUCGGUAAUGACUUCUAAAACCUCUUCUACUAAUGAUACGUGUGACGGUUUCAAAAAUAUGUUCAGCGCAAGGAAUAAAAACGAUCUUCAAAAAAUACCACUUUCGUACAUGCGAUCGCCAAAUCAGCAUAAUAUAGGCAAAUAUCAGUUCUUCGUAAGACAAAAUGCCUUCCAAAGUAGUCCACAAAAUUUGAGAAAAAAAAUUACCCCAUCAAAAGUGAGUGGAGAAGCCCAAAUGUCCCCUACAAUAUAUUCUCAAUCGCCUAGACAACAAAUGACUUCAAAAAGUACCGAUACCGAGGAAUCAGCUUUAUUGUGUGAUAGUAAAUCCGAUUCUAUUGUUAUUGGACACUCGUCAUCGUCACAAGAACCAAAUUCAUUAUCACUUGAAUUGACUGAUCCAUCACUGAUAGAAGGGUCUUGUUGGAAGAAACCUUCACAAGCUGAAGAUUGGAGUAUCAGACCAAAUAGAAAAAAUCAACGAUAUUCGCAUUGUGGAAGAGUAACAAAUGGCGGUAACAUUGGCAGAGGGAAAUUCAUACCAGCCAGAGUGAUACACUCUACACCAAGUAGCCCACAGGACAAGAGAACUAAAUCGAUAGAAGUGAUCGGAUCAGCAGAGAGCCUCGUUGGUCGAGUUUUAUUAGAACAAGGAUUAGGCAAAUAUUGUGAUCCAGAAUUUGUGCAUUGUGCUCAAAUGGAAAUGCAAGAAGCGCUUGAGAUGACGCAGGAAGAAAUGGACUUAGCAGCACAUGAACUGAUGCUUCAAGAAAGGUUCAACAGAAACAACAACCAGCCAAAAAAUGUUCAGCCAAAACAGAAACGGAAACAUGACAACCAAAUUUUAUAGCAGAAUGUAGUAAAAGUCAUUACAUAAGUUAAAUUCAACGAUUAUUUACUUUUGUUUUUGCUUGUGUAAUGUUAUCCAUCAAACGACUGUUUGUUUUUAUAGGAAAUGUUAUUUUUGAAAACAAUCCUUUUAACGUGAAUUUACAAUCAGAUUUGAUGUAACAAUCGGUAAAAGAUCGGUUUUAUAUGCCUCUUGUUUUUGUUGCUAUUUAAUUGUACAGAUUUUUAUGAAUAAAAACCCAUCCAGCAAUGAGAAAAAUGCGAAAACGGCAAAGGAUACACCGUUCUACACAUUAUUAUCCUAUUUCCAUAGGAUUUCAUACAUCCAUACGAGAGUUGUGUAGUUUAGCUAAAGAAAUGUCUAAAAUCUAAUUUUCUUUGAUUGAAUCCUUUAAUUUCCGAUAAUUGAAAACCUUAUACAUAACGUGUACAUCCGAUAAAAAAAUAGAUUUGUUAUCAAGGAUAUACAAAUCAUACAUUUGCAAACAUCACAGUACAGUUUCUCAUCAGUUAAUAAACAGCAUUUAUGUUUCAUAAAAAUUAUAUCGAUUGCAAAUUCCGAGGCAUACAAGCAAAAAUAGUAAAAUUUUAUUUCCUUUUGAAAUGCAAAAUGGAUGUUCCGCAAAAUACAUCUCUUGUAAAUAUUGGUAUCUCGUAAAACCCAAUACGUACCUGUUUGGGAUUAUACAUUUUACAUUUUAAAACUUCCACCUUAUUAUGUUCAUAUCAUCAUUUCAGUUAUCAUAACAUAAAAAUGCCUAAGCUAAAGCAUAUACGGCCAACUUGCUGUGUAUUGCAUAGGAACAUUUUAUCAUCAAAAGUUUUGGUGUAAAUAAAAUAUCCCAUUUGUUUUCCAUAAA
Messenger RNA from Aedes aegypti (yellow fever mosquito), 8007 nucleotides. It is a transcript of the gene Ca-alpha1D, whose product is annotated as muscle calcium channel subunit alpha-1. Lineage: Eukaryota; Metazoa; Arthropoda; Insecta; Diptera; Culicidae. Gene Ontology annotation, molecular function: high voltage-gated calcium channel activity. Bases 588 to 7148 code for a protein of 2186 amino acids. The record is from RefSeq and is a predicted model, not a curated record. Gene Ontology annotation, biological process: calcium ion import across plasma membrane. Gene Ontology annotation, cellular component: voltage-gated calcium channel complex; membrane. The transcript has 25 exons.